Penaeus chinensis is the source of this 4397-nucleotide messenger RNA. It is a transcript of the gene Coq8, whose product is annotated as atypical kinase COQ8A, mitochondrial-like. The transcript is spliced from 11 exons. Lineage: Eukaryota; Metazoa; Arthropoda; Malacostraca; Decapoda; Penaeidae. Gene Ontology annotation, cellular component: extrinsic component of mitochondrial inner membrane. Gene Ontology annotation, molecular function: kinase activity. Gene Ontology annotation, biological process: ubiquinone biosynthetic process. Bases 137 to 3307 code for a protein of 1056 amino acids. The record is from RefSeq and is a predicted model, not a curated record.
CCCCGACCCGCCGUGCACCAUCGCGCUGGGUUUGAAGCGCACCAAGUACUCGUUGGGGCUGUGGAAGUGGGGACUGGUGCUGGGGGGACAAGAGGAAGGAAUUGAGGUGGAAGAUAAAAGUUUGGAAUCGAGCACAAUGGCCAGGCCACCGCGGGGGAGCGACCUCCUGUCAGUGUUGCGUGGGUUGUCCCGUGUUGGCUCAGCAGUGGUCGAUGUGAGGUCACAAGAGGUCACCAAGGCAUGGGCUACCUCCUCCUUACGACCUCUGAUCGUGCAGGGAUCGGCCAACCUCCAGGAAGCUAUCUCCAAGGCCGUUCAGCAGCCACAAGUUGUUCAAACUGAAGCAUCAAAGGGUGUGUCAGAGGCACUUGCCCGCAUCUCAAUGGUGGGAGAAGGCCUCAGAGCAUACAGGAGUGGUGCAGUUCCAGCUGCAGCAGACCUAUCAAGUCAAGUAGAAACUGCAAUUGACCCGAUGUAUGAUCCAGAGGUGCAGGAGCUGAACAUUGAGGAGAUCAUGAUGCAGGAAGCUUGGAUGGGCCACGAGGAGCACAAAAUUCCAGAACACACAGCUGUAGACAAGCAGAUGAAAGAGGCCAUUGUGGGUGCAAGGAACAUCAGAGAUUCAGUAAUGGAAAAUGCAAAAGAGGCCAGAAGUAGCAUUCAGAGAAGGAUGGAAGAAUUUGAGCCCCUACUCGAUGUGUCUAAAGUGGAGGAGAAGGAGAUUACAGAUGACCAACUCCAAGCUCUGCAGGAAAAGCUGGAUGAGCUGAAAGGGGCUUCCUUUGGACAAAAUAUGAAAAUGUUGAGUGAUAUACAGGAGCAUUCCAGACCCAUGGAAGAAGUAUUACAGGAAGUCAUAAAAGAUCAAACAGGUCUUCAAGACAUGGUGCUACAGGAAGUUGCAACUGAACAAACAGCUGUCAAGGAAGAACUAAGACAGGAAGUUAUACCUGAACAGACAGCUGUCAAGGAAGAAAUAAAGCAGGAAGUUAUACCAGAACAGACAGCCGUCAAGGAAGAACUAAGACAGGAAGUUGCAACUAAACAAACAGCUGUCAAGGAUGAACUAAUACAGGAAGUUCUACCAGAACAGACAGCAGUCAAGGAAGAACUAAUACAAGAACUUAAAUCUGAACAGAUAGCUGUCAAGGAAGAACUAAUACAGGAAGUUAUGCCAGAACAGACAGCUGUCAAGGAAGAACUAAUACAGGAAGUUAUGCCAGAACAGACAGCUGUCAAGGAAGAACUAAUACAGGAAGUUAUGCCAGAACAGUCAGCUGUCAAAGAAGAACUAAUACUGGAACUUAAAUCUGAACAGACAGCUAUCAAGGAAGAAAUAAGGCAGGAAGCUAUACCUGAUGAGGCAGUUUUCAAGGGAGAAGUGGUACAGGAAGUUGUCAUUGAGCAUACAAGCUUCAAAGAAGAAGUAUUGGCAAAGCCAAGUACUUUUGAAAGUGUGUCAGUAAAGAAAGAAGUAGAGAAGGAACUGGACAGCACUUUAGCCCAGGUAGCCAAGACCAUUAAUCUUGAAGAAACUAAUACUUCUACUAUUCAGGAUUUCGAUGUUGAGCUUCAGGCAAAGCCAGCCAUUUGCAAAGAUGAAGCAGAAAAAGUUGUAAUCAAAGCAUCUCCAGAAUCCAGUGGCACAAACGUAGACACAUCUUCAACAGUGGAAGAUUUCAUAGUACCUAGUACUGUUGGGUCUGGACCUGCAGCUGCAGCUAGUAUUUCAGGAGCAGCUGUUGCUUCAGUUAGUAUGGCUGCUGCAUCAACAGCAGCAGCAGCUGCAACAGUAGCUGCAUCAGUAGCUGCAUCUGCAUCUGCAGUUGCCACUCAGUCUGUGGCUUUAGAAGAGAAACCCAAGCCAGCAGCACCAAAGCCAAAGCUUCUGGGAAGAAAACCUUUAGCUAAAGACAAACCCAAAUCAACUCUGGCAUCCAAUGCUCAGGCACGCAAGGUUCCUCACUCCCGCAUUGGACGACUAAUGAGCUUUGGCGGCCUUGCUGCAGGCCUAGGGGCAGGAACUUUAGCAGAAUUAACCCGCAGGUCCUUGGGCAUGAAUGAGGGGAAAGGCAGUGGGUCCCUUCUUGAUGCUUCACCAUUUUUGACUGAAGCCAAUGCAAAGAGAAUUGUCGAUACUCUCUGCAGAGUUAGAGGAGCUGCCCUGAAACUUGGUCAGAUGCUUAGUAUCCAAGACAAUGCCCUCAUCAACCCUCAGCUCCAGAAGAUAUUUGAGCGAGUGCGACAGUCUGCAGACUUCAUGCCUGCCUGGCAGUUAGAGAAUGCCCUUGUGGACCAGUUUGGGCCAGACUGGCGAUCAUUAGUAACAACAUUUGAUGAACGUCCUUUUGCUGCAGCAUCCAUUGGCCAGGUACAUCUGGCAACUCUUCCAGAUGGUCGAUCUGUUGCCAUGAAAAUUCAGUACCCAGGAGUAGCAGAAGGCAUAGACAGUGAUAUCAACAACCUCAUAGGAACACUAAAGAUUGCAAACAUUCUCCCAGAAGGUCUAUAUGUUGAUUCUGUCAUUGAGGUGGCUAAAAAGGAAUUGAAUUGGGAAUGUGACUACAUACGAGAAGCUGAGUGUACUACAAGAUUUAGGGAGCUUGUUAAACCCUAUCCAGAGUAUUAUGUUCCUGAAGUCAUUAGUCAACUGUGUACAAAACAAGUAUUUAGCUCAGAGUUAAUUGAUGGCGUACCAGUAGAUAAGUGUAUUGAAAUGGACCAGGAAACUAGAAAUUAUAUUUGCGAAAAGAUUCUACGUCUCUGCCUCUUGGAAUUAUUCAAAUUUGGCUUCAUGCAAACGGAUCCCAAUUGGUCAAACUUCUUCUAUAAUGCAGAGACUGAACAGCUUGCUCUGUUGGACUUUGGGGCAUGUAGAUCCUAUGAGAAAUCAUUUGUUGACAAGUACAUCCAGAUCAUCCAUGGUGCGGCAACAUGUAACAGAGAAAAAAUAUAUGAGUAUUCCAAACAGCUUGGAUUCUUGACAGGCCAUGAAGCGAAGGUCAUGAUAGAUGCACACAUAGAUGCUGUGAUGAUCUUAGGUGAAGCUUUCCAGGAUGAUAAGUUAUUCCACUUUGGAGCUCAAGACACCACCUACAGAAUCCAACACCUUGUCCCAGUCAUGCUCUCCCACCGCAUGUGCGCUCCCCCCGAGGAAUCCUACUCCUUACACCGCAAGAUGUCUGGGGUAUUUUUAUUGUGUGCCAGAUUGAAUGGCCAGGUAAACUGUAGGCCACUGUUUGACGAGGCAUUUGACGGUUAUAAGUAUGGAGGAACUUGGGAGGAUUUUCAUGCAGGGAGAUUGUAAUAACCUAACUUUGCUAGUUGACUUUAUUUUUUUUUUUUUUUUUUUUAAGUCUCCAACUUUACUAUACUAUGGGAUUAUUUAAAAUGAAAAGAGCAAAAUGGAAGCUUUAUAUGCAUUUGUUUGUUUCAUGAGGAUAUGUAAAGCAUCUGUACAUUUUAUUAUUAUUAUUAUUAUUAUUAUUAUUAUUAUUAUUAUUAUUAUUAUUAUUAUUAUUAUUAUUAUUAUUAUUAUUAUUAUUAUUAUUAUUAUUAUUAUUAUUAUUAUUCACCUGAAUGUCGCACCUUAAAAUUCAAUGUAUACGUUGAUAUAGUAAUAGUGUUUGCUGAUAACGAAGAAAGUGAAAGAAAUAUAUGACUGUCCAUUGUAGUACCAUUUGUUUCAUAUAGCCCCAUGGUAUGGUAUAUAGAUAUAUAUUUUGCUAAUACCUGUGAUUUUCUUUUUUAAAUAACAAUAUUAAGAAACUGGAGGUAUAUUUUGUCAGGUAAUAAUUGUAAAUAAUUCACUAGUCUAUUUUACUUAUGACUUACCAAGGCCAAUUACUGUUACCAAGAUACCGACAAAACAUCUUGUAGGUUUCCUAUUGGUGCUGGACCUGGAUUUUUUUUUUUUUUCCCCCACACUCUCCAUUUUAUGUUGCAAAGGUACUGUGCCCAGCUGACAAUCAUGCUGACUUGAGGUCAAAGCCUCCAAUGGCAGUUGAUAGCAGCCCUGACUAUUCCUUGCACAUAGGAUGAUUAAGAGCACAACAAUACACCAUCUGUAUGUAACAGAAGUCACAAGAACUAUGAACCCAAAAUAUUAACAAUUAUCAUCAUCAUCAUCAUCAUUAUCAUUAUUUUACCUUUGAGAAAGCCUUUGUACAGUUAUGCUGUGUGACUUUGAGGUUGUGUACAAUUGUUUAUUUAAUUUGUUUCAUGACUUAUGUGUAAAAGUAUCCUAAUGUUCAUGUACCGUACCUUGAUUGAGAAGGUUUUUAUAUGGUUUUCAUAUGUAAUUAUGAAAAUGUAUAAUAAAACAAAACAUUGUAAAGGAAUUUUAUGUAAAUUACAUAUGUACAUAGAGAACUUUUGUAAUAAACAGACUAUAUGAA